Messenger RNA from Wickerhamiella sorbophila, 519 nucleotides. Its product is annotated as Protein RCR1. The record is from RefSeq and is a predicted model, not a curated record. Gene Ontology annotation, biological process: vesicle-mediated transport. Lineage: Eukaryota; Fungi; Ascomycota; Dipodascomycetes; Dipodascales; Trichomonascaceae. Gene Ontology annotation, cellular component: intracellular membrane-bounded organelle. The transcript has a single exon. Bases 1 to 519 code for a protein of 172 amino acids.
AUGUACAUUGACGAGAGGUAUCUGGAGAAAAGAUACUUCUAUUGGGGGUGCUUCGACAACUGCAAUUCGGGAUGGUACUCCUAUGGACGCUGGAUUCUUAUGGGAUGCUUGAUUGCCCUCGGUAUUGCCAUGCUGGUGUUUGUGAGGUGGUUCUCUGGCCAGAAGGUUCGCCACGGCCAGCAGCCACUGCCCAUGACGGGCUGGAUGGUUCCGCCCAGCUACUACCAGAGCCAGCAGCAAUACAACCAGCCAACAAACGGGGACGGCCCCGCACUUCCGCUGUACAACCAGCAGCCUGGUGAUGACGACGCAGGCUACUACGACUCUCACGGAAAUUUCAUCUCCAAGCAAGAAACCGAUAACUUCCCCCCGGCACAUAUGCGACCAGACAACACUCAGACUUCCACCGAAGCAGAAGGCGAUGCUGCUGGAUACUACCGGCCCCCUCCUGGGCCUCCUCCUACUACGGGGGAUAACUAUGCUCCUCCCAGUGGGCCGCCUCCUGCAGCUACGCGCUGA